AUGUCUCGACGGUUGCUGCCAAAACCUUCUACCAACCCGGGCGACGAAAGACGGUCACUACAGCCUCUAGAGAGGCGGGUGAAGAGGAACUGCGUGGCAAACGCUUGUAUGCCGUGUCGGAAGCGGAGGUCCAAGUGCGAUGGAAAGGUACCCUGUGCGUCAUGUGUUUCUAGUAACCGCUCCCAGUGCGUGUAUGAUAAACAAAGUGACGGCCGUCGAGCUGGCACUCUAAAACGACAUAUCAAUGAGCUAUCUGAGGACAACAACACCUUCAACUGCAUCUUGGGAACGAUAAGGAGUGCUCCAGAUGAAUAUGUCCAGCCUAUCAUCACCCGGCUAAGGUCAAACGAGGACUACACCGACAUUGCUAAUUUCAUACGAGAUCACCCCUUCGAGACAUCAGAACCUACAACGCCAACAACCUCAACACAACGGGCAUCCUCCAUAACCCUAUCGGCGGACAUAGAAAUCUCGGAGACUUCGACAGAUUACACGGAGUAUGCUGAAGGGAGCCAGUUUCUUGAAAAUUCCUUCCGCGGGGCGAAGGGAGACAUCGCGGGAGAGUAUUACUUGCUGAACGUGCAAUCAUGGACAAAUGUGACGGGGGACACCGAAUUCAUUGGACACCUCCUUUCUCUCUACUUCACAUGGGAGCAUACUUACUACGCUUUGUUUUCGGAAAAGAUAUUUCUCGAAGACCUUGUUUGUGGUAGGAAAGAGUUUUGCAGCGAGCUUCUGGUGAACGCUGUCCUCUCACUGGCAUGCACGUUUUCUGAAAGGACAGAGGCUCGGGCCAACCCGAGCGACCGGGGGACGCGGGGUGACCACUUUUUCGCUGAAGCACUACGGCUGCUCGAUGGGGAGAACAUGAUAGAAAAUAUCAGCGUUACGGUUAUUCAAGCUCUCGCGGUAAUGGGGAUUCGUGAAGGGGGGUAUUCACGGGAUGUGAAGGGAUUGAUGUACUGUAGCCUGGCAUUCCGUCUGGCUUCAGAAAGGGGAUUUUGCGAAGGGAUGAAUGGGGAUCCCAGCAACCCCAAGGUUGAAGUUCGAAGGAUGACGUAUUGGGGGUCAUAUUGCCUCGACCUGGCGUGGUCGUUCGUUUUAGCACGACUUCCUCAGCUCGAAGGUGAACGGACGCCUCUGCCAAUGCCCCUGGCGGGCGAUCUAAGAGGCGAGGGGGGAGGGGGGAGCUCGAGUAGUGAAAUCCAUGCAUGGUCCCCCGGCUCCACACUGUUUGACCAGAAUUUUAGCCAAUUUAUAAUCUUGUCUGGGAUUGUCAAGGACAUCACCUUCGCGUUUUACGCACCCAGACAGGUUUUCACUGUGAGGAAGCUCCAUGAGCUAUAUGACCGUUUGAAAGCUUGGAAGGUUGAGCAACCCCUUGAGUUGCAGUUCUCCCCCAGGAACCGAGUGCCGCACUCCCUGUGGCUCCACAUGUACCACCGGGCUGCAGUCAUCACUCUCUUUCGACCAUUCCUGGAGGUGAGGAGUGACAAUUUGGUACUCUCUCCCAAGGCAGUCUGCCUUGAGACAGCAAGGGAGCUCCUGGCUAUAUCCGAGCAAUUUCGGAGCUAUCACGGUUGGCAAAGGUUCCCGAAUACCGUUCCCCACUUUGUCUUCACAGCUUGCCAAACCCUCCUGCUCGAUGCACAAAACGAGGCGGACGGCUUAGUUCGAGGCGUCGAAACCUUGCUUGAGAUGAGAAAUUGCUGGCCUAUUGCUGGGCUUAUGCUCCUAAUGAUCUCCAUAUUCGCCGAGAAAUGGGAAGUUGAUCUUCCCGCGGAGGUGCGAGAGCACUUGGACAAACUAUCUAAAGAUCAAUUGAGGGUUGCCAUGGCCUUUAGCGGUUGGCCACCUGUUCGACUGGAGGAAGAAGCAACUUGGGCUUCUUUUCGGCAUUUGUCACUUUCUGAUGGUUAAAGAUAUCAGGAACUUGGAGUUGAGAUUUCUAUUUGGAUUUAUUUUUUUCUCCUAUUUUUUUAUGCUUCUUUCCCUUAUUCUACUAUUUUCCUCUACUAUUUCCCUCUACUAUUUCCCCCUUAUUUCCUUUUUUUUGUUUCCGUUCACUGGGCGGUUGUGAUAGCCCUGGAGUAAUAUUUUUGGACAAUCCAUGUUCCCAGCAAUGGGCUAAGUAUCUGAAAUCGCAAAUCUCCCGGCCCACUGUCUUUGCUUCCCACUUUUUGGCGUUGGAAAUAGGGAAUUACAUGAAAGCAGGAACCGAAUAAGUUAGGGCUUUGUUUGGUGGGGCGAAAAAAAAGAAAAACACUAGGUGUGGUUGCAUAAUGGGUUGGUUACC
Tuber melanosporum (Perigord truffle) is the source of this 2296-nucleotide messenger RNA. RefSeq lists its product as uncharacterized. Gene Ontology annotation, biological process: DNA-templated transcription; regulation of DNA-templated transcription. Lineage: Eukaryota; Fungi; Ascomycota; Pezizomycetes; Pezizales; Tuberaceae. The transcript is spliced from 5 exons. The coding region runs from base 1 to 1920 and encodes 639 amino acids. Gene Ontology annotation, molecular function: zinc ion binding; DNA binding; DNA-binding transcription factor activity, RNA polymerase II-specific. The record is from RefSeq and is a predicted model, not a curated record.